Messenger RNA from Diatraea saccharalis (sugarcane borer), 889 nucleotides. The record is from the annotation of a GenBank genome assembly. NCBI's taxonomy places the organism in Eukaryota, Metazoa, Arthropoda, Insecta, Lepidoptera, Crambidae.
CCUGUAAAUAAUACUGAAUUAAGCUUAUUAUUGUUUAACUGAUGUUGUACAUCACUAGAAAUAAUAUUAUUGUUUUUGGUAUUACUAAGACUAAAUAUAAUGCAUUUACUUUUCUUUAAUUGUAGCCAGGCUAUACUGAGGAAAAGCGGCAGGUACCAAAAAUGAUGCAAAAAAUUUUACAUUAUGAUAUUCAAAUAACCAAAAGAUUUGUUGAAAGGGCCAUUAAGACUACCGCCUUCAGAUCUUUACGUAACCAUGGCAAAUUUCUUGAGGUCUCAUGUCAUGGCAUAGUGUGGUUAGUAGGCUGGCUUAGUUUUAUUUGGUUGUUUAAUAACAAGGAAUUGUAUCAAAUACAAGUUAACAUGUUAAUAGCUCUCAUUUUGGACAUCAUAGUUAUUGCUGUAAUCAAAGCAUUGGUGAGAAGACGUCGACCAGUGCCAAUGAAUAAACUGUUGGCAGUGGGUCCUGAUAAAUAUUCAUUCCCAUCAGGGCAUGUGAGUAGAGCUAUCAUGAUAGCUUUUAUUCUGACUUGCAUUGAUCCAGUGUCUAUUAUAUUUUACCCUCCACUGUUUGCAUGGGUUAUAUCAGUGUCAAUAUCAAGAGUACUUAUGGAGAGGCAUUAUAUUUUGGAUGUAUUGGCCGGUGCCGGUAUUGGCAUGCUGGAAGGGCUGUUUAUGGGCCUAUUAUGGUUUUCACAGAGCACAUCGAGUAGUAUAUUGGCUUCAUUGUCUGAUGAGAAACGUGAUGGUGGAGAGUUUCAUGUUUAAUUGUUAACUUAUUUUAUUUUUUCAUUGAAUUUGAGUUUGAAAAAUCUCUAGUACCAUACACAAGAGUGUGAAACGUCGUGUUUUUUAUUAUUCACUAGUAUUGAGUACAAUACUUCAAAAUA